Molecule: messenger RNA, 2148 nt
Organism: Neogale vison (American mink)
Lineage: Eukaryota; Metazoa; Chordata; Mammalia; Carnivora; Mustelidae
Gene: LRRC4B
Product: leucine rich repeat containing 4B
Exons: 2
Coding region: 4-2148 (714 amino acids)
Cellular component (GO): plasma membrane
Molecular function (GO): protein binding
Source: RefSeq, a predicted model, not a curated record
AGGAUGGCGUGCGCCCGCAGCUCCCCGUGCCUCCCACUGCUGCCCGGUAGGAUGUCCUGGCCCCAUGGGGCCCUGCUCUUCCUCUGGCUCUUCUCCCCACCCCUGGGGGCCGGCGGGGGCGGCGUGGCCAUGACAUUGGCGGCCGGAGGGGGCUCCCCACCGGCCACCUCCUGCCCCGCGGCCUGCUCCUGCAGCAACCAGGCCAGCCGGGUGAUCUGCACACGGAGAGAGCUGGCUGAGGUCCCAGCCAGCAUCCCUGUCAACACGCGGUACCUGAACCUGCAGGAGAAUGGCAUCCAGGUGAUCCGCACCGACACGUUCAAGCACCUGCGGCACCUGGAGAUCCUGCAGCUGAGCAAGAACCUGGUGCGCAAGAUCGAGGUGGGCGCCUUCAACGGGCUGCCCAGCCUCAACACGCUGGAGCUGUUCGACAACCGGCUCACGACGGUGCCCACACAGGCCUUCGAGUACCUGUCCAAGCUGCGGGAGCUCUGGCUGCGCAACAACCCCAUCGAGAGCAUCCCCUCGUAUGCCUUCAACCGUGUGCCGUCCCUGCGGCGCCUGGACCUGGGCGAGCUCAAGCGGCUGGAGUACAUCUCGGAGGCGGCCUUCGAGGGCCUGGUCAACCUGCGCUACCUCAACCUGGGCAUGUGCAACCUCAAGGACAUCCCCAACCUGACGGCCCUGGUGCGCCUGGAGGAGCUGGAGCUGUCGGGCAACCGGCUGGACCUGAUCCGCCCGGGCUCCUUCCAGGGCCUCACCAGCCUGCGCAAGCUGUGGCUCAUGCACGCCCAGGUGGCCACCAUCGAGCGCAAUGCCUUCGACGACCUCAAGUCGCUGGAGGAGCUCAACUUGUCCCACAACAACCUGAUGUCGCUGCCCCACGACCUCUUCACGCCCCUGCACCGCCUGGAGCGCGUCCACCUCAACCAUAACCCCUGGCACUGCAACUGCGACGUACUCUGGCUGAGCUGGUGGCUCAAGGAGACGGUGCCCAGCAACACGACGUGCUGUGCCCGCUGCCACGCACCCGCCGGCCUCAAGGGCCGCUAUAUCGGUGAGCUGGACCAGUCGCACUUCACCUGCUACGCGCCGGUCAUCGUGGAGCCGCCCACGGAUCUGAACGUCACCGAGGGCAUGGCAGCCGAGCUCAAGUGCCGCACGGGCACCUCCAUGACCUCCGUCAACUGGCUGACGCCCAACGGCACCCUCAUGACCCACGGCUCCUACCGCGUGCGCAUCUCCGUCCUGCACGACGGCACGCUCAACUUCACCAACGUCACCGUGCAGGACACGGGCCAGUACACGUGCAUGGUGACGAACUCGGCCGGCAACACCACCGCCUCCGCCACGCUCAACGUCUCGGCCGUGGACCCCGUGGCGGCCGGCGGUGCUGGCGGUGGGGUCGGCCCGGGCGGCCCGGGCGGCGGCGGCGGCGGGGGCGGCAGCGGCGGCUACACCUACUUCACCACCGUGACCGUGGAGACCCUGGAGACGCAGCCGGGAGAGGAGACCCUGCAGCCGCGGGGGACGGAGAAGGAGCCGCCGGGGCCCACGACGGACGGUGUCUGGGGCGGGGGCCGGCCCGGGGACGCUGCCGGCCCUGCCUCGUCAUCCACCACGGCGCCAGCCCCGCGCUCCUCGCGGCCCACGGAGAAGGCGUUCACGGUGCCCAUCACGGACGUGACGGAGAACGCCCUCAAGGACCUGGACGACGUCAUGAAGACCACCAAGAUUAUCAUCGGCUGCUUCGUGGCCAUCACGUUCAUGGCCGCCGUGAUGCUCGUGGCCUUCUACAAGCUGCGCAAGCAGCACCAGCUCCACAAGCACCACGGGCCCACCCGCACCGUGGAGAUCAUCAACGUGGAGGACGAGCUGCCUGCCGCCUCGGCCGUGUCCGUGGCCGCCGCCGCCGCCGUGGCCGGCGGGGGGGGCGUCGGCGGGGACAGCCACCUGGCCCUGCCCGCCCUGGAGCGAGACCACCUCAACCACCACCACUACGUGGCGGCCGCCUUCAAGGCGCACUACAGCGGCAACCCCAGCGGCGGGGGCUGCGGGGGCAAGGGCCCCCCAGGGCUCAACUCCAUCCACGAACCUCUGCUCUUCAAGAGUGGCUCCAAGGAGAACGUGCAAGAGACGCAGAUCUGA